Messenger RNA from Sphaerulina musiva SO2202, 405 nucleotides. RefSeq lists its product as uncharacterized. The transcript has a single exon. The record is from RefSeq and is a predicted model, not a curated record. Lineage: Eukaryota; Fungi; Ascomycota; Dothideomycetes; Mycosphaerellales; Mycosphaerellaceae. The annotation marks the transcript as partial.
UCCCUUUUCACCCAAACCCUCGCCCAUCCUUCCGGCAUACGAGCGUCUCUCAUCUUCCGCUUACCUAGCACCUCUCCGGACUCGGUCUCCGAAUGGGAACACUGCUAUCUCUUUUCGAUCGGCUCCGGGCUCGAUGGACUCAAGGGAAGAGCUCACGGGGGACUUUCCAGUCUGCUACUAGAUCACGUGACGGGCGCAAUUGCUCAUCAUGAGACUGGGGAGCAAGCGAUCCCACCUGUUACUGCAACUAUGCAGCUGGAUUAUCGGGCGCCGAUUGAUACACCCGGUGUCAUCCUGGCGCGAGCGUGGCCGGUGGAGAGGAGUGGGAGGAAGAUGUGGGUCAAGAGCGUUUUGGAAGAUGGACAGGGGAAGGUUUUGGUGGAAGCGAAGAGUUUGUUUGUUAAA